AUGAUCCGCGCAGAUCCAUUUGCACCAGUCACAACCACCAGCACUCUUGUGGGUGCUAUCAACGCAACCACGACAUCAACGAUAACAACAACGACAACCACCAAGGCCACCAUGGCUGCGCCAGCCUUUCUACCGCCGCCGCAGGCCUUCAGAUCCACCGGAUUGUCUGCGCAGUCACCGUAUGCGCUGUCUCUCAGCGCAAAUAGCCCAUUCGAUCGCGACGCCUCCAUGAAGCCCGUCGGCACACCCGCGAACCCAGCGCAAGUGUCGCCGGUCCUGAUCCGUCGCCUACCGCUGGACACGACCGAAGACCAGCUGAGGCUCAUGGUCGUUUUCUCCAAGGACUUGGUGGACGUGGAGGUAUUAUCGCCUGAACAGUCUAACGAUAAGAACUUUCGAUCGGCGGUCCUGAAGUUCAAGACGCCUGCUGGCGCGCAGCAAGCCAAGGAAAUGCUUCAUGGAAAGUCUAUUUCUAAAGACGCCGAGAUGAUUGUCGAUAUUCUAUCCAGUAGUCCAUCUUCGUCGAGGAUGUUUCCAAGCGAGAUGCCAGGUUCUACAGCCUCUAGCACUGGUUCCUCCACAGCCUCAUCCGGACCAUCGUCGCGACAACCGUCACGUUUCAACGGUGGCUUCCAGUCCAUGGAGAGGAUUUCCCCGCCGCUGAGUUCACUCUACGGAACCACCGAGCUGCCAAAUCCUGCAUCAGGCGAUCAUUUCCAGAACAUUUUCUCGCCUCAGUCUCCGAUCGGCAACCAUUUGACCGACCGCGCUCGUAUUUCAAGCAAGAGUCUAAUCAUCCAUGACGCUGCUGAGGACGAGGAGACCCAGGAAUUGUUGAACAACCCACUCGCGUUUGCAGAAAAUGGCCCUGGUCAAGGUCGACGAGCAACAGCACCUCAGCUACCAAUUUCUAGAAUGGCUAAUCUCUCUUUGAACACUACUUCCCCUGGCCCUGCGUCAGUGCCCCAAUACGGUCAUCCAAAUAUGGCUCCCAUGUCGGCUCAUGGCAACACCAUGUCGCCGACCAUCAUGAAUAACGCCAGUCAUUCGGUAAACUUCCAGAUGUCGAAUCCGCCGCCCUUCCAGCGCCACAACUACCCACCGGUCAAUCCCGCAGAUCAGAACCCACCUUGCAACACUCUGUAUGUGGGUAAUCUGCCGAUCGAUACGUCCGAGGAAGAGUUGAAGGCAAUGUUCUCCAAGCAACGUGGCUACAAGCGACUUUGCUUCAGAACGAAACAGAAUGGACCCAUGUGUUUCGUUGAGUUUGAAGAUGUUUCCUUCGCCACCAAGGCGCUUCACGAUCUGUACGGCCAGCUUCUGCACAAUAGUGUCAAAGGCGGCAUUCGCUUGAGCUUCUCCAAGAACCCGCUUGGUGUUCGUUCAGGCCAGAGCCCCGGACAGGGAGGUGGCACUCCCAUGGCUGGGUUGAACAACAUGAUGACUGGAUCUGGUAACGGGUUUACUACUGCAAAUGGCCCUCCGCCAGGUUUACCGGGCCCCCCGGGCAUCAGCCGCUCGGGCUAUGGAGCAACUCCCUCCUCCAUGGUCAAUGGCCAUACUGCUCCAUAUUCCACAGCGACUUACGGUACCAACUCUCCUAGCAUGUGGAACAACUCAGGCUACCCUGGCCCAUUGUCAACUGGCGGCACGGCUUCACCCAUGCCGGCCACACCCUCUGGAUUCCCAUCCUACAUGAUGGGCAAAUAA
Truncatella angustata is the source of this 1710-nucleotide messenger RNA. RefSeq lists its product as uncharacterized. The record is from RefSeq and is a predicted model, not a curated record. Gene Ontology annotation, molecular function: mRNA binding. Lineage: Eukaryota; Fungi; Ascomycota; Sordariomycetes; Amphisphaeriales; Sporocadaceae. The transcript has a single exon. Bases 1 to 1710 code for a protein of 569 amino acids.